Molecule: messenger RNA, 1350 nt
Organism: Oncorhynchus kisutch (coho salmon)
Lineage: Eukaryota; Metazoa; Chordata; Actinopteri; Salmoniformes; Salmonidae
Gene: hoxc1a
Product: homeobox C1a
Exons: 3
Coding region: 1-849 (282 amino acids)
Biological process (GO): regulation of transcription by RNA polymerase II
Cellular component (GO): nucleus
Molecular function (GO): RNA polymerase II cis-regulatory region sequence-specific DNA binding; DNA-binding transcription factor activity, RNA polymerase II-specific
Source: RefSeq, a predicted model, not a curated record
AUGGGGAGGGUAACAGGGUCCGGUCAAACGGUCGUAGAACGUCGUUACCCAUCUUUUUUCGAAACCAGUUCUGAAACAGACUGCACGGUAAGUCAGCUCCGGGUCUGCUCAGGCUCGAGCAGCCCUUCCCUUAACACAGAGUCAGGGCUUUUCCACCACGCCAGCGGCUUGCCUCCGCUACUCUCGUCUCCCCUCCUAUCUCCUGGCUCACGAGCACGACUUCCCGGACUUGGAUACUCCUCUUCCACACACAACACCGCGACUGAGGCGCUGGCGCGCUCCGAAUUCGGGUGUGUAAAUGCACACUUUCAAAUCUACACUCAUGAUGGGCCUAAGAUUCACUUUGCUGUUGUGGACAGUGGCUCUCACUCGGACCCCAAGUGUAAGGUACCUGAACUAAGUCACAGGAGCAAAACUUUUGAGUGGGUGAAAGUGAAGAGAACUCGACCUCGGACGGCCAAGAUGCACAUGGCCUGUGGAUUGAGUAUAGUUUCAUGGGGGUCAGUAUGGACAGAGGACGUGGAGGUAACCACCGAUGGGCACCAUCUUACUGCUAACCGGAUACCAAGGACCAACUUCAAAGCAAAACAGCUCACGGAGCUUGAGAAGGAGUUCCGUGAAGGAGUACUUGACGCGGGCCAGAAGAGUGGACAUCUCGAGCGCCCUGCAGCUGAGCGAGACGCAGGUGAAGAUUUGGUUCCAGAACCGGCUCAUGAAACACAAUACAUUUAUGCGCGAGGGCCUUCUUCUCCCGGCGACCCAUUCGGCGUCCUCGAAAUGCUCAGAACGCUCACGCUCCAACAACUUGGACACCUGACCCGACCUCGUGCUCUCCCAAACACCAACUAGCAGAGGACCUGUCUCGUGCGUUACAAAACAAGGUGUGUAGGCCUAAAAAUAGUGACAGUGUCACCAACCUGCAGCUGGUUUGAUUCUCCGUUUGGAGGAAUUUUAGUUAGCCUAAUUGGUUAAAUCAGGAUCAUGUUGUUUUGCACGAAAACCACGAAAGCAGGGUAAGUUUUGUGAACUCGAAUAAUUUAUCGUAAAAUGUUUGACUCGGUGAUUCUUAGUUUUAGAGGCGCACAUAUUUAUAUUCUGUAUUUAUUGAACCAUUAUUUUACGAGGCAAUAUAAGCCUACCUGAGACUUUCGAUUGGAGUAGGCUAUUUGACUUGUUCUCCGGUGUCAGCUGUAGUAACAUUAAGGCACUUUAUGAGUUUAUACCAAAUAACAUGAGUUUAAUCAGACAUAACUAUUAUUAUAAUAUGUAUUAUAUGUAUUUGUUUAUUUAUUUAUUGAGUUGUUAAUUAUUAUACAUUAGCCUACAUGUCAUUAAAGCAGCAUUACAAUC